GAGCUGCUCGUCUUCUUCGCCGUGGUGAACAUCUCCGUGGGGCUCCUGGCCGCCCUCGCCUACUUCCUCACCUAUGUGGCCUCCUUCCGCCUCCACUAUCUGUUCGCCGUCCGCAUCCACGGCGGCCUAGGCUUCCUCGGGGGGGUCUUGGUGGCCCUCAAGCAGACCAUGGGGGACAGCACCGUACUGAAGGUGCCUCAGAUCAGAAUGAAGGCUGUCCCCAUGCUCCUGCUCCUUCUCCUGGCUCUGCUGCGGCUCGCUGCCCUUGUCGAGAGCAAUGUACUGGCCUCGUACGGCUUCGGGCUCCUCUCCAGCUGGGUCUAUCUCCGCUUCUACCAGCGGCACAGCAGAGGCCGCGGAGACAUGAGCGACCACUUCGCCUUCGCCACUUUCUUCCCCGAGAUCCUGCAGCCCGUGGUGGGUCUGGUGGCCAACCUGGUGCACAGCGUGCUGGUGAAGGUACGGGUGUGCCGCAAGACCGUCAAGCGCUACGACGUGGGUGCCCCGUCCUCCAUCACCAUCAGCCUGCCAGGAACGGACCCCCAGGACGCCGAGAGGAGAAGGCAGCUGGCCCUGAAGGCUUUGAACGAGCGGCUGAAGCGUGUGGAGGACCAAUCAGCCUGGCCCAGCAUGGAGGAUGAUGAGGAGGAGGCAGUGGGAGCAGCGAAGGCCGACAGCCCACUGCUGCCCGAGCCCGGCACGGCCGGGAAGAGCCCUGGCCAGGAGUCCAACCUCAUCAGCUUCCAGGAGGCGCCGGCGCAGCUGUGAGCGGCCCUUCCCGCCCUGUCUCCGUGUGAGAGCUGCUAAUCCCCCUGGUGUCCCCCUGGCCGGGGCGGGGACUCCUCCCGCGGCGCAGGCUGGGGGAUACCUCAUUCCAACGCUUCUGCUGCUGCUCGCGGCCGGCACCCGGGACAGUGACACUGCCACCACCGUGAGGACAGAAACUCCUGGAGCCACUCCCCCAGCCGGGGCAGGCCGUGGAGUCGGUGCAGGCAGAGGGAGCUGUUCUGGGAGAGGGACACGGGGCUGAUCCCUGCCCCAAGCCGCUGUGCUGGCCCUCGUGGGAUCCAAGUCAGCUUCUCCUCUGUGCCAGGGCUUGGCCAGAGCACUCAACAUGUAUUUCCUCCUUUCUGAAGGUAGUUUUGUCCCAACUGAGGGAACGGAAGGCUGGUGGGUUUCUCUUCCAAAGGUCUUUCCCGCGGGGAGCCUCCCCCUGCCCCAGCAGGAGCUCACCAGGGCUGGUGAGGAGUUUGUUGGGUAGGAGAGGACAGAACCUUGGGCAGGAAGAGGCCACCCAGCCCCUCACGGUGGUGCUCCAGCACUGCCAGCUCCAGGCUCUCAUGGUGGGGAUUCUCUCCUCCUUCCUCUCCUGCCCCCUCCCCCUGUGAGGAGCUGCUGCCCUUGGCUGCUCCCCAGCUAAUCCGUUUGCCAGAUUACACUAGAAGCAGGAAUUAAUUUUACAGUGGGACUCUAGCUGCUUCCUCUGGCAGCAGGUUUUCUUUCCUGCAGGUAGAAUAUGGGCUCCCCCUUUCUUUUCCCUCCCUCUUUGUUGAUGGAGUUUUUUUUCCUGGAUGGAGAGGAUGCUCCCUGCAACAGCCUCCACAGCUCCUGAUCCAGUGGGCUAUUCCCAGCCCUGGAUGUGGAUCAGCAGUGUCAUGAUUAUUUUUUUAAAGGACCACACGAGAAGGUUUUGUCAAAUGGGAAGAACACAGACCUUUGGGUAUCAAUAAAGAGUUCUUUGAAA
Molecule: messenger RNA, 1744 nt
Organism: Zonotrichia albicollis (white-throated sparrow)
Lineage: Eukaryota; Metazoa; Chordata; Aves; Passeriformes; Passerellidae
Gene: TMEM115
Product: transmembrane protein 115
Biological process (GO): retrograde vesicle-mediated transport, Golgi to endoplasmic reticulum
Cellular component (GO): Golgi apparatus; membrane
Source: RefSeq, a predicted model, not a curated record